CCUCGCUUUCGUUUCGUCACUGCCUUUAGGUUUCGUCCGCUGCGCGUCCUGCUCUGCCUCACGCGCUCACUCCGCAGCAUGUUUGCGUGGGGAGAAGGCAGUCUCCAGGGCUUGCGCCGCGGACAGGAGAGCUCCAGUGGCCCGGUCCACUUCCUCAGCCUCUCCUUCUCCGUCCAGGACCUGUGCCGAGGUCCCGGCCUGCUCAGCUUCGUCAGAGCUUCUGGAGACACCUUCCUGAUUCGCACCGCACGAGCCCAGGACGGUGGCGCGGCCAGGGCCAGACAGAAGUUGGUAAGGUGUGAAGAGAAGAUCCAGGCGGUGAGGUGUUCGGAUGAGUCGCUCGCCCUGCUGUCCCGGUCCGGGCGGGUCUUCUGCCUGGACCCCAGUGUCGCCCCGCUCAGCCCCAGGCUGCUCCGGAACCUGUCCUCGGUGGCAGUAACUCAGCUGUCCUGUGGAGGGCAGCAUUCGGUCGCUCUGACCUCAGACCGACAAGUCUACGUGUGGGGUGGUAACGGCAGCGGUCAGCUGGGCCAAGGAGCAGGGGGGCCCCAGGUCCGAAGCCCGGAACCCCUGAGAGCCCUGUCCUCCGUCCCAGUGGUCCAGGUGGCCGCCGGCGGGACACAGAGCUUCUGUCUGUCCGUGUCCGGAGCAGUGUUCGGCUGGGGAGGAAACCAGUGUGGCCAGCUGGGACUGGGAGACACCACAGACAGACUCACUCCCACGCUGGUCAAGCCCCUCAACACGUGGAGGACCAUCCAGAUCUGCUGCGGACGAGAGCACACCGCUGUUCUAACCAAGGACGGCGCCGUGUUCACCUUCGGCUCGGGUCGGUUCGGUCAGCUGGGUCACAACUCCUUCAGGCGGGAGCUUCAUCCGCGGCUUGUUGGAGAACUGUGGGGUGCAAAGGUCACGGGGAUUGCAUGUGGAAGCUAUCACACCUUGGUGCUCACCGAGCGUCACAGGAUCUUCUCCUUUGGCCGUGACGACCGCCAGCAGCUGGGUCGCGGAGAGGACAGUCAGCCGUCAGUGGCGUUGCCCGUGCGCCUGCCACGCUGCAACUCAAGAGUCGCCGCCAUCUUUGCUGGGGAGAACUGCUCCUACGCUACUUGCCGGCAGGAAGCCCCCACUGGCUGUCAGGGGCCAGAGUCCCAGCACUGUCUGGAGCAGAUGAUUGAGGAAUGGACCGGGAGAGCAAAGUCCCUCAAGCAACUGAGAGCAGACGUCACCAGAGCCUUUUCCUCGGCUUGCUGCUUCAAUCAAAGCUUCCUGGACCGACGAGGCGACCAACACCUGAGGAUUGGGCCCGGCUGUCCCGGCCUGGACUUGGCUCUGGCAGAGUCCAGCUUCAGCAGCCUGCUGAGGCUGGCUGUGACCACAGAGGUGGAGGCUGCUGUGGCGCAGCUGCUCCCCGGGCUCCCUCACAGACCUGCGAGUGUGGAGGGGCUGAGGAUCUACCUGCUGCUCAUGGAGCUGCUGCACGUGCUCCAGCAGCAGAGCCAGAGGACGCCGCUGGGCGACACGCUGGCCUGCAGCUUGGCCAGACUCUCUGGGGAAAGUCUGGAGCUCAUAGUGGACUGGUGGUCCUCCCUGCCGCAGCACCUCAGCAGAAGAUAUGUGGAAGUGUGGAAGCGACACCUGACGACCAUCUUUUUCUCCUCCUUGAAUCCCUAUUGUCUGGAGCGUGAGGUCACAGCGUCCCUCCAGCUCCUGCAGCGCCUCUCCACGGCCAACGACAAGAUCCACGCAGCCAAGAGGCUCCCGAGUGAGACCUUCAGUGUGGACGUCUGUCAGCUGGUCCUGAGAGAGGACCUGAGACGCUGGCUCGCUCUGAGAACCGACCAGGAUGCCAACACUGACCGGCCGCUGGUCCUUUUCACCUUCCCCUCCCUGAUCAGUGGGAGGUCCAAGAGAACUGCGCUGGACCUUUACAUCCAUACCAUGAUGGCUCAGGCCCUGAGCACGUGGAGGACGCUUCUGAGCCUCCCGAGCGACCGCUCUCUGUAUUUGGAGCUGCGGUUGCGGCGAUCGUCUCUGCUGGAUGACGCCUUCCGUCAAAUGGCUGCUGCCCCGCCGGAGCGGAUGAGGCUGCCCCUGGCGGUCUACUUCCAUGAUGACCCCACGCUGACUGAGCUCCACAAGAAAAACUUCUUUCACCACUUUUUCAAGCAACUGAUGUCAGAGCGAGCCGACAUGUUCCAUUUCAACGACUCUCAGACUCUGGCCUGGUUCCCGCCCAGCGCGACCGGCGAGGCCCGGGAGAAGUUCCGCCUGAUGGGACUGCUCUGUGGUUUAGCUCUGUACAACGGCUGCAUGGUGGCGCUGCCCUUCCCUCUGGUGCUGUUCAAGAAGCUGCUCAACGUCGAGCCCACGCUGGACGACAUGAUGGAGUUCAGUCCCUGCGUCGCAGAGGGUCUCCGCUGCGUCCUGGAGUACGGUGACCAGGAACUGGAGACUCUCUGCCAGACAUUUGAGAUCUCCUGGGCCGGCAGUCUUGUGGACCUGGAUACUGAGAAUCCUGGCAAACCUGUGACCAGUGCCAACAAGGCAGAGUUCGUGGAGGCCUACAUCAACCACGCCUUCACCAGCUCUGUGGUGCAGGUGUUCCAGGAGUUCCGACGUGGCUUCUUCCAGGUGUACAGGCCCGAGCUGCUGCUGAUGUUCCAACCUGAGGAGCUGCAGGCAGCUGUGGUGGGGACGGACACGUGCGACUGGGAGCAGCUCAGACUGACCACCCAGUAUGACUUGCCGUACCUGAUGAAGCAUCCAGUCCAGGUCCAGAUGUUCUGGGAGGUCUUUGAUGAACUGAGCGAAGAGCAGCGGAGAGAUUUCCUCUGGUUCCUGACUGGCUCCAGGAGAGCUCCAAUCUUGGGAAUGGGCCAGAUCCGCCUCUUCAUCCGGGAGAGACUUGACUCCAGAGACGAGCACUACCCCGAGUCGCUGACCUGUCACUCCAUUCUGGAGCUUCCCGUCUACUCCAGCAAGGAGAUCAUGAGGACCAGACUCAGAGAGGCGCUGGUCCAAGAGCGAGGCUGGCAGAUGUGACCGGCCUCUGCUCAUCUCUCACAUCUCCCUUCGAUAAGCUGGUGUUUCCUGAUCGUUGGUGGCAUAAAAUUCUGACUCAGAUUGAA
This is a messenger RNA of Synchiropus splendidus (mandarinfish), 3128 nucleotides long. Its product is annotated as probable E3 ubiquitin-protein ligase HERC4. Gene Ontology annotation, biological process: protein ubiquitination; ubiquitin-dependent protein catabolic process. The coding region runs from base 79 to 3042 and encodes 987 amino acids. Gene Ontology annotation, molecular function: ubiquitin protein ligase activity. The transcript is spliced from 23 exons. NCBI's taxonomy places the organism in Eukaryota, Metazoa, Chordata, Actinopteri, Syngnathiformes, Callionymidae. The record is from RefSeq and is a predicted model, not a curated record.